GUCCAGGUCCAGCGGGUGCUGUUAUCUUCAAGUAUGGGGUCUGCUGGCUUGUCGCGGCUGCAUGGGCUUUUCGCGGUCUAUAAGCCCCCGGGGCUAAAAUGGAAGCACCUGCGGGAUACAGUGGAGCUACAACUUCUGAAGGGUCUCAAUGCCAGGAAGCCUCCCGCCCCUAAACAGCGUGUUCGCUUCUUGCUGGGCCCCAUGGAAGGCAGCGAAGAGAAGGAGCUGACCCUCACAGCCACCAGCGUACCCUCUCUCAUCAACCAUCCACUGGUAUGUGGACCAGCAUUCACCCACCUCAAGGUUGGCGUGGGACAUCGGUUGGAUGCCCAGGCUUCUGGAGUACUUGUGCUCGGCGUGGGACAUGGAUGCAGGCUCCUCACCGAUAUGUACAAUGCUCAUCUUACCAAGGAUUACACAGUGCGUGGCCUCCUGGGCAAAGCUACAGAUGACUUCCGUGAGGACGGGAGGCUGGUAGAGAAGACAACCUAUGACCACGUGACCAGAGAGAAGCUGGACCGCAUUCUGGCCAUUAUCCAAGGCUCCCAUCAGAAGGCCCUGGUGAUGUACUCCAACCUCGACCUGAAGACCCAGGAGGCCUAUGAGAUGGCCGUGAGAGGCCUGAUCCGGCCCAUGAACAAGUCCCCGAUGCUGAUAACUGGCAUCCGAUGCCUCCACUUUGCACCUCCGGAAUUCCUCUUAGAGGUGCAGUGCAUGCAUGAGACGCAGAAAGAGCUGCGAAAGUUGGUUCAUGAAAUCGGCCUGGAGCUAAAGACCACUGCUGUCUGCUCCCAAGUGCGGCGCACACGCGACGGCUUCUUCACGCUAGACAGUGCCCUCCUGAGGACCCAGUGGGACCUAACCAAUAUCCAGGAUGCUAUCCAGGCUGCCGCCCCCCAGGUAGCUGCAGAGCUGGAGAAGAGCUUGAGCCCGGGGCUGGACACCAAGCAGCUCCCCAGUCCGGGAGGGUCCUGGGACUCCCAGGGCCCGAGCUCUACCUUGGGGCUGGAGGAGUGUGGGGCAGUGGAUGGAUAAAUAGAAGAACUGCUCUGAGCUGGACCUGAUAGCUGUGCAGAAAGUGAGAGUAGGGGCACCUUUUCUGUGUGUGACACAAAACUCAAGCUGUAACAGAAAGAUCAAUGGACUUGACCCAACUGAAAAGGAAAAACUUGCGUAUGGAGGAAAAGACAGUAAACAAAUGACAGACUGAUAGAAAGUAUUGGCAGACCAGGUGUGGUGGCCGGCACUUGUAAUCCCAGCUACUCCCAAGGCUGAGGCAGGAGAAUUGCUUGAGCCCAGGAGUUUAAGGUUGUAGUGCGCUGGACGGCACCUGUGAAUAGCCACUGCACUAUAGUCUGGGGAAUAUAUGAGACCCCCCCCAUCUCAAAAAAAAAAAAAAUUCCCAAUAAACUAUGUGCCCACGAAAAUUAAAAAUUAAAAAAAAUUAUAAGUAUCUGCAGUGUCAUUAACCAAGGACUAAUAUCCACAAUAUACAGAGAGCCCUUAGAAAGCAAUAAGAAAACAAUGACAAAAUUAGGCAAAUGAGAUGAAGUGUGUAUCAGAAGAAAUCCAAAUGGCUAGUAAGCCAGAAAUGACACUCAACCUCUUUAAUACUGGAGACAUAGAUGAAAAUGAGAUGAUUUUUGUUGUUUUUCUGUUGUUGUUUUGAGACGGAGUCUCACUCUUGUUGCCCAGGCUGGAGUGCAGUGGCACGAUCUUUGCUUACUGCAGCCUCCGCCUCCCAGGUUCAAGUGAUUCUCCUGCCUUAGCCUCCCAAGUAGCUGGGGUCACAGUCGCCCGCCACCACACCUGGCUAAUUUUUUGUAUCCGAGAUGAGGUUUCCCCAUGUUGGCCUGGCUCGGCCUCCCAAAGUGCUGGGAUUACAGGUGUGAGCCACUGCACCUGGCUGGGACCUCAGUCUUUUCUCUUAAAGGUCUUCAGUUUAUUGAAUGAGCUCCACCCGCAAUUGUGGUGGAUAAUCAGUGUGACUUAAAGUCUACCCAUUGACUGAUUGAAAUGUUAAUCUUUUUUUGUUUUUGUUUUUGUUUUUGUUUUUGAGACUUGCUUUGUGGCCCAAGGCUGGAGUGCAGUGGUGCGAUCUCGGCUCACUGCAACCUCCGCUUCCCAGGUUCACGCCAUUCUCCUGCCUCAGCCUCCCGAGUAGCUGGGAUUACAGGUGUGUACCACCAUGCCUGGCUAAUUUUUGUAUUUUUAGUAGAGACAGGGUUUCACCAUGUUGGCCAGGCUGGUCUGGAACUCCUGACCUCGGUGGUCCGCCCACCUCGGCCUCCCAAAGUGCUGGGAUUACGCCCACCUCGGCCUCCCAAAGUGCUGGGAUGACAGGCAUGAGCCACCACACCCGGCCUGUUUUUGUUUUUUAGACAGGGUCUUGCUCUGUCACCCAGGCUGGAGUGCAGUGAUGCAAACAUGACUCACUGCAGCUUUGUCCUCUCAGGCUUAACCAUCUUCCCACCUCAGCUUCCAGAAUAGCUGGGACUGCAGGCACGCACACAGUAUCUGGCUAAUUUAUUUAUUUAUUUAUUUAAUUUUAUUUUUGAGACAGGGCCUUGCACUGUCGCCCAGGCUGGAGUGCAGUGGCGCGAUUUCAACUCAUUGCAGCCUCGACCUCCUGGGUCAAGCGAUUCUUCCUGCCUCAGUCUCCAGAGUUGCUGGGAUUACCGGUGUGUACCACCAAGCCUGGCUAAUUUUUGUAUUUUUAGUAGAGACAGGGUUUCACCGUGUUGGCCAGGCUGGUCUCGAACUCCUGACCUCAGGUGAUCCGCCCACCUCGGCCUUCCAAAGUACUGGGAUUAUAGGCAUGAGCCACUGUGCCCGGCCUGUUUUUUUUAGACAGAGUCUUGCUCUGUCACCCAGGCUGGAGUGCAGUGGUGCAAACAUGACUCACUGCAACGUCAUCCUCCCAGGCUCAACCAUCUUCCCACCUCACCCUCCAGAAUAGCUGGGACUACAGGCGUGCGCCACGAUGCCUGGCUAAAUUUUUUUUUCCAGCCAAUUUUAUUAUUAUUUUUUUGAGAUGGAGUCUUGCUCUGUCACCCAGGCUGGAGUGCAAUGGCACGAUCUCGGCUCACUGCAACCUCUGCCUUCCAGGGUCAAGUGAUUCUCCUGCCUCAGCCGCCCGAGUAGCUGGGAUUAUAGGCGUUCGCCACCACGCCCAGCUGAUUUUUGUAUUUUUAGUAGAGAUGGGGUUUCACCAUGUUGGACAUGCUGGUCUCAAAGUCCUGACCUCAGGUUAUCUGCCCGCUUCAGCCUCCCAAAGUGCUGGGAUUACAGGCAUGAGCCACUGUACCUGCCCACCUGAGAUCAGGAGUUCGAGACCAGCCUGGCCAACAUAGUGAAACCCCGUCUCUACUAAAAAUACAGAAAUUAGCCAGCUAUGGUGACGCACUCCUGUAAUCCCAGCUACUUGGGAGGCUGAGGCACAAGAAUCGCUGGAGCCCAGGAGGUGGAAAUUGCCAUUAGCUGAGAUUGUGCCCCUGCACUCCAGUCUGGGCGAGAGAGUGAGACUCUGUCUCAGAAAAGAAAAAAAAAAAGGCCGGGCACGGUGGCUAACGCCUGUAAUCCCAGCACUUUGGGAGGCCAGGGUGGGCGGAUCACGAGGUCAGGAGUUCAAGACCAUCCUGACCAACAUGGUGAAACCCGUCUCUACUAAAAAUACAAAAUUAGCCGGGCGUGGUUGCACGUUCCUGUAGUCCCAGCUACCUGGGAGGCUGAUGCAGAAGAAUAGCUGGAACCCGGGAGGCGGAGCUUGCAGUGAGUGGAGAUUGCGCCACUGCACUCCAGCCUGGGUGACAGAGUGAGACUCUUGUCUCAAAAAAAAAAAAAAGAGAAAGAAAAAACAGAACAAAAUCAGCAAUAUUUAGAUAAGCAGAAUCCAAUGAAAUGGUGAGGAAAGCUGGGUGGGAGUGGAGGGUAUCAGCAAAACUCAGUUCUUUGGAAAAAUUAGGUAACUUGAACGUAGGGCACAUGGGCUGUCACACCACCCCAUUUAGGGUCCUUAUUGGCAUAGAGAUGAUAAAAGUGGACUCUGAUGGCCUCUCAUGAUCUCAGGAUAGCAGGGGAACUCUGAGUCAUGGCCAAAAUAUUUGGUCAAUGUACAGCCUCAGACAGCUGGGAAUACCACCCCAAAUCACCUGGAUAAGGAGAUGUUUUCCUUUUCCUGUGUCUUUAACUCUGAGAAGGAUGGAGUUGAACAAUCAACGAUUGUUAAAAAUGUACCAAAUGUGUAAGCAUCAUGAGGUGUUUAAGCUGAGCUUUUAAAUUAAAAUUCUGCUGGGCGUGGCAGCUCAUGCCUGUAAUCCCAGCACUUUGGGAUCCCCACACAGGAGGAUUGCUGGAGCCCAGAAGUUUGAGAACAGCCUGGGCAACACAAGGAGACCCUGUCUCUGCAAAAAAAAAAAAAAAAAAGCCAGGUGUAUUGGUGUGUGCCUGUAGUCCCAGCUACUAGGGAGGCUGAGAUGGGAGGAUCGCUUGAACCUAGCAAGUCAAGGCGGCAGUAAAUGGAGAUCUGUACUCCAGCCUGGGCAACAGAGCGAGACCCUAUGUCAGAAAAAAAGAAAAAGCCACCCAGCAGGUUGAGUGUGGUGGCUCACGCCUGUAAUCCCUGCACUUUCGGAAGCCAAAGCAGGUGGAUCACUUGAGGUCAGUAGUUCGAGACCAGCCUGGCCAACAUUGUGAAACCCUGUCUCUACCAAAAAUACAAAAAUUAGCUGGGCAUGGUGGUGCUUGUCUGUAGUCCCAGCUACUCCAGAUCUGGGCUGAGAUGGGAGAAUCAUUUGAACCCAGGAGGUGGAGGUUGCAGUGAGCCGAAAUCACACCACUGUACUCUAGCCUGGGUGACAGAGUGAGACCCUAUCUCAAAACAAACAAACAAACAAAAACCCCACCAGCAACCUUGCUGACAAAUCCACAGGCCCCGACGUCUGCCAGUUGCCUGCCUGGAUGAACUGGGCACCUGGGGGAGGGGCGUGGCCCCCAGGCUACUCAUCUUGGCUUUUGCAGCCGAAGGGCCUGGGUCAAGCCUCAGCUUACUGUGUUUACUGACUGGGUAAUGUGACCUCUGUGAAGCUGGUCACCUAUCUAUAAAAUGGGGAUUAAAAUGACACUCACUUGCUCAUUC
Pongo pygmaeus (Bornean orangutan) is the source of this 5137-nucleotide messenger RNA. It is a transcript of the gene TRUB2, whose product is annotated as TruB pseudouridine synthase family member 2. The coding region runs from base 34 to 1035 and encodes 333 amino acids. Gene Ontology annotation, biological process: pseudouridine synthesis; RNA processing. NCBI's taxonomy places the organism in Eukaryota, Metazoa, Chordata, Mammalia, Primates, Hominidae. Gene Ontology annotation, molecular function: RNA binding; pseudouridine synthase activity. The record is from RefSeq and is a predicted model, not a curated record. The transcript is spliced from 8 exons.